AUGUGCUGUAUUACGGGGUGCGCUUCAUUUUCUAUGUAUUGGGCUAUUAAAGCUAAGAAAAUGAAUAUAUGGCUAUCAUAUGGGAAAUUUCUUCCUGAAAAUCUGUCUGAUCUGACUUUCUAUCUCGGAAUUGUUCUUGGAUGUCUCCUCACAUUUCUCUUCUUUAUAGGAAUUUUGCUAGUUACCAGAAUAAAGCACUGUAUCAUAUCAUGCCCUGUAAUUAUUAUUAUUUGCUAAGGAGCUCAUGAUUUAAUAUAGUUUGGAGUUUGCACCUUCAUUAUAUUUAUAGUAUAUUACAUGCUGGGAAUACUAAGUUUAGCUGCUGGAUUUUACGGAAAAGAAGCUUUCACUGAUUAUUGCAACAAUCGUGACUUAGAUUACUGGAGUGGAUUUGCUUUAUUUGACUACGUUAAAGAGAUAGAUAACACCUACUUGGAACUGAACAAGCAGCUUAUGUGCACUGAUAUCUGCCCUUGUUCUAAAUACAACGAGAGAGCUUAUCAAGGUUAUAAUUUUACUGCAAAGAACUUCUCAGGAUCAAAUAAAAACGUGAUUAAAUGUAUUGAGGGUAAUUAAUACUCUGAUAAGUGGGAUUAUGAUGUAUUGAAUUAUCUUUAAGAACUUGAGAAAAAUUACAAAUGCUCUGGCUUGUGUAGUGCAUAGACCUUCUUAAUGUUUACAGACUUCACGGAAAUUCCAAAUAAAGCAUCUUGCUAUUCAUCAAUAGGGGGUGAACUAGAAAGAGACAUGGGAAAUAUGGGUUAUGUCUUUCUAAGCUGUGGAACUUUUGUGUUCUGUGCUUGGUUUUGUGCAUUUGGUCUUUGCUUUAGAGAUAAAUAAGCAAAGGAACUGAGGGAACACAUCAGAGCAAAAAAGUAUAUAAUGGAAGGGACCAUGGAUAAUUCUGAAAUAGGUGGGUUAUAGUCUCACCAAGAUGGAGUCAAUGAUGUGACGAAAGGAGGAGGUGAUGAUGAAAACUUAGUAUAGAACUAGACUAUUGAUCAAAGUUUAAAUAACGUAAUUCAUAGUAAAGCCGAUAAGAAAUCUAAUAGGAAAACACAGAGGUAAAAAGCUUUUAAUAAUAACAAUAAUAACCCAGUAUACACUAAAAAAAAUCAGUAUAAUAAUGAGAACUCAGGUAAUCAAAAUAGCUCUUAGUAUCCAAAGUAAUUUAAACCAUAUGGCCAGAAUUAGCAGUAUAAACAGAAUCCAAACUAUCAGAAAAACAAUAGCUCUCAAUCCUACUUCGAUGGUGAUUCGACAUCUCCAAGCUAUGGAUUCAAAGAAAAUGAAAGUGGCAGCUAAUAAGGCAACUUCAACAAUACUGGAGGCUUUAAAAAUAAUUAUCAAAAGAACAAUCAAUAUUAGUCGAAUUAUCAAGAAGGAAAUGCAAACUCUUACUAAUAAAAAAAUUAAUAUAGCUAUUAGCAAAACAAUGAUCAAGUUCAAUAUCAAAGAGCACCAUCUAGAAAACCUAGAGGAGGACAGUUUAAAAUGUUCUUCCCUAAACCUUUCACAAUUUCAAGAACCAAUAUGAUUUUAUCCGUUGAAGUAAAACCAGCCGUAUUCGAGUUAAAGCAGAUAAGAGCAAGCAGUUAAAACUAGUCUUAUAUUUCUCCAAAGAAUGGCUACAUUUGCUUUCAUUUUUCCCACAUUGAUGAUCAAGAACAUGUUUAAAACGAGACUAGAAAGACAUUCGUUAUGACAAUGGGACAAGUCAGACAGAUUCUGGAUAUUGACCCUGAUUCCAAAUACAAAAAAGGCUACGUUACUGAUGCCACUGAUAUAGAAAGUGAGGAGAAAGAUGGUGAAGAAGUAUUUUUCAGCUUCUAAAAACAAAACUCAUAAAAUAUUUUGAACAUGAAGGUGAAAGAAAUGGAGAGCAACAGGUAGUACUAGUUUACCUACUUUGAAGUAGUUAAUAACUCAGAUAUCCAGCACACUAUGUCUAUAGAUAUUACAGCUGGGGAACUGAAAGUGAUUUAGAUAUUAGUCAGAUAUGCAAUGCCGAGUUUACUCGGAUGGAAUGGUGCUCUUGACCCAAAAGUAUGCGGAUUGUUCUUUAAAAAUACUCAGCUCGAUUAUUGA
Molecule: messenger RNA, 2088 nt
Organism: Stylonychia lemnae
Lineage: Eukaryota; Ciliophora; Spirotrichea; Sporadotrichida; Oxytrichidae
Source: the annotation of a GenBank genome assembly